Ambispora gerdemannii is the source of this 2832-nucleotide messenger RNA. The record is from the annotation of a GenBank genome assembly. NCBI's taxonomy places the organism in Eukaryota, Fungi, Glomeromycota, Glomeromycetes, Archaeosporales, Ambisporaceae.
AUGCCACCUUCAUCGCCUAAUCUGCCAAAAAGCUUAACAGCAGCCGAUCAACAAGCAUGGGCAAGCUGUCAAGCAUGUUGGGUGCAAAACCGUCAACGAUUGCCCGAGUGUGCGAAAAUAGCCGCAUCGGAGUGGCAAAAGUUUUUCGAUAUCACAGAUACAGACGUAAUGUCGAAAAAAGUGACGUUGGUCGGUAGCUCGUUGACGUGUUUAUGCUCACUUAUCGUUAAUGCGCAACAUAUUUUGGAGGAGGAGUGUAAACCGUGUCCUUACAAAUUGAUAUCCGGAUUAGCGAGUGAGACGUUUGUUUAUGCGUCAGUGUUACAGUGUAAUUCUAAUGGAAAAUCAAAGAUAGUGAUGGAUUAUAAACCUCCAGUUAAUGCUACUACCACUAAGCCAACUACCACUAAGCAAACUCCCACUAGUGUCACAAUACAAACCAUUUCAACAUCAGUAGAACCAACAACUCCACCAAAAUCAAUCCCAGUAAACAACAAUAGCAAUGUUGGUGAUAGUAGCAGUUCCUCGCAAAACACCGAUAGUUCAGCUUCAUCAAAUGGCGGCAGUGGCAGCGGCAUCGGUGGCAGCGGCAUCAGCGUAAGCGCUGCUACGUAUCCUCAAAUAAAUGGCGUGCAUGCUAUCUUCGUGGCUGUUAUUGUUGCGGUGAUUCUGCUUAUACUCUGUCUUGAUAGGCUGAAACAAGAUGAUUUUCGUAAGCUAUUACAAACGCCCCGACCUGGGGAAGCACCUGUAAAGGGUAGUCUAGGAAGUGCAAUAUCAAAGCAUCGGAUUGCUCCUCCUGCUACCCCAAAGGUCACAUUUGCUGACAUUCCAGCUUCAAGGCCAAAGAAAACUCAUUUCAGAAAACCAAUCGAUGCUACUACAGAUUUCGAAACAACCGAAACGAAUAAAUAUCGUGACCGGGCUGCUGAACGUCGUAAAGGCGCGAACCCCGAUUACCAAGAAACCGAGCAAAUUCUAAAAGCAUUAAACAAGAGUGAAACGCUCGAGGCAAAAACCAUCUAUGAACAAUCGAAAUAUUUAGGUGGUGAUACAGAACACACACACUUGGUGAAAGGUCUUGAUUUCGCUUUAUUAGCAAAAGUGCGUAAUGAACUAGAUCAAGAAGGUAGUGGUUCGGGAACAUCAGCAUCUGAAAAAGAUGAUGAGCUCGAGGCAGUUUUAAGACGAUUAAAAGAGGAGACUGAAGAGAAACCACGAAUAAAUAGUCGACUUGCACAAAAUAUCUAUGAUUUUGCUGUUAUCGACGCAAAGAAAAAACCGCCGAAAGUGAAUGAACUAUUUAUCGCUGGUCGUAUGGCGUAUAUUUUUGAAUUGGCUGACGAGAUGGGCGAUUAUGGAGACCCGUUUGCGAUACCUACCACCGUAAUCAGAAGUAAAGCCGACAUUAACGAUAUAAAUGCAGAGGAUAAGACCACGAAUGAUUUAGUGAUUGAAAAGAUUUCACAGCCUGAAGAAGUUCGAAUGGUGAGGUUUGCUGCUAUUGAUGAUUCAGAGGAUAUCUUUGCUGAAGCUGGAAGAGAUUACGAGUCCGCAUCUGUUGAAGAGAAGCUUAAAACAAAAGAUGAAGAAGAGGAGAGUGAUGAAGAUACUGGAUUCGUUGGUCCACUUUUUCCGGCUGCUGCCGGAAAAAGUAAAUUGGAAAAUGAGUUUAAUAAGCCUAAUUAUUUUGAUGAUUACUCUCAACAACAAGAUGAAGAGGAUAAAAUAGACAUCGAUAAAAACAAUAAGCCUAUAGAUUAUUUAAUAGAGCAAGCCUCUAUAGGAAUCAAAGAUACUCACUUGAAAAAGAAGUUAGUAAGCCAUGAUAGUUACGAAGGGGAUUAUUCAACCUAUGGACUUGGUAUGAGCUCUACCAUUAGUGGAACACGAGAAAGUGCUUACGAAUCCGGUCAUUCCGACUCCGACUCUGAUGGUACCAGGGCUGAGCAUACUAUUCGUGAUCAGGGCGUCACGAAGAAUAAAAAGGCACAACUUUCAAGAUGGGAUUUUGAUACGGAAGAAGAGUGGCAAGAAUAUAAGGACAAUGUCACUGCAAUGCCUAAAUCAGCUUUUCAGUUUGGUGUAAAGACGGGCGAUGGACGCAAGACUAGACGUAGUGGCAAAGAAUUAACAGAAAAACAAAAAAUUGAUAGAGAUUGGCAAAAGAUUAAAUCUUAUAAACAACAAGAGAAACGUUGGCCCAAUAAAGGUCGUCAUAUACUAGUCAACUGGUCCGAUGAAACAGUAUUAGUCUACCAAGCAUACCGUCCGUCAAUCGCCGACUACGCCAUACAAAAUCAAAAAUUGGGAGGCCCCGAUUUUUCAAUCACACGCAUGACAUGGAUAAAAACAAAUUUCACAUGGAUGAUGCAUCGAUCAAAAUGGGCAACAAAAGUCAACCAAGAACGUAUUCUCGGAAUUCAUAUAAAACAUUCAGGUUUUCUCGAAAUUCUACGCGCGGCAGUUUCUUCGACAUUUGGUCAUAGUUUUGGAGUCUACGAGAACGAGGAAGAAUGGAAACAAACUGUUAAACAAUCAGAUGUUAUUUUUCAGUGGGAUCCUGAUUAUAAUUUGGAUGACAAGAAAUUACAAAGACGAGCUAUCCAGUUGGGAAUUCGUGGUGAAAUGUUAAAUCGAUUUUUGGAUGAUUUUGUUGUGAGAAUUGAGGAUAUGACACCGUUUGUUAGAGAGACCUUUCAAGAAAAAUUGAGAAUUGAUGGAGAAGGAGGUGAUACAGGCGAUCUUUGCACUGUUGUCGAAAGACCUUAUUUUCCAUUGUCUGAAGAUGUGAAGUCUCGCUUAGGUGUCAAUGAGUGUAUUGUAGAAUAA